Molecule: messenger RNA, 1053 nt
Organism: Colletotrichum chrysophilum
Lineage: Eukaryota; Fungi; Ascomycota; Sordariomycetes; Glomerellales; Glomerellaceae
Exons: 2
Coding region: 1-1053 (350 amino acids)
Molecular function (GO): oxidoreductase activity
Source: RefSeq, a predicted model, not a curated record
AUGGGUUCCAUUCAGCCACAGCUUCCUAAGACCAUGAAAGCAGGACAAUGGAAUCCCGAAUUGCGAAAAGUUGUUGUAAAUGAGAUUCCCGUUCCAGAACCAGGCAAGAAUGAGUUCCUUGUCAAAAUCAGAUCAGCAUCAUUGUGCCAUUCCGACGUGCUGGCCAUCCAACAAGCGGAGAAGACCGUAACGCUUGGUCAUGAGGGUGCCGGUCACAUCGUGUCGAUGCAUCCUUCAGCCGAAGAAAGAGGUUUCAGUAUUGGAGACGCUGUAGGGUUUCUGUACAUCCGAGGUUGUUGCUUCACGUGCUCCGGAUGCCAGGUUCACAACCUCCACUGCGAGACGGGCAAACAGCUUCUCCAGGGCUUUGUUGUCGAUGGAUUUUUUGCAGAGUAUGCGCUCGUGGACUACCACAACGCCAUCGUUCUCGACGAAAGCAAGUGGAAUAUGGAUGCUGCCUCGGCUGUGUUCUGUGCUGGUAUUACCGCAUUCCACUCUGUCGACAGCUGCGAGCUUUCACCGGGAGACUGGUUCGGUGUAGUUGGCUGUGGUGGUCUCGGCCAACUUGCGACACAAUACGCCAAAGCCAUGGGACUGAAGGUUGUGGGCAUCGACGUCGCCGACGCGAAUCUCGAGGAGACCAAAAAGCAAGGCGCUGAUGUUGUCUUCAACUCCAUGUCAAACUCGGAAUGGGCCCAGGACAUCAAGAAAUUGACGGGUGGUGGCGUCCAAGCUGUUGCUGUGUACACCAAUGCACCGCCCGCAUUUGCUUCUGCUACCAGCUGUCUGACCUUAGGAGGCACAUUGAUGAUUAUCGGUGUAUCGAAAGAGCCUAUCAAGAUUGACGGAAUGGAUCUUUUGCUGGGGAGAUACAAGAUCAAGGCAGACAGCACAAGUAUUCCUCAGCGCAUGGAAAAGGCUGUCGAGUUCACAGCCAAGCAUGGUAUCAUGCCCGUAGUGGAGAUACGGGACGGGUUGGAAGAUCUGGCGAGCAUGGUGGAAGAUAUGGAGAAGGGAAAGGUCGCUAAGAGGCAAGGAAUCGCCUUCAGAUGA